Messenger RNA from Miscanthus lutarioriparius, 393 nucleotides. Lineage: Eukaryota; Viridiplantae; Streptophyta; Magnoliopsida; Poales; Poaceae. The record is from the annotation of a GenBank genome assembly.
AUGGUGAACCAUGGCGCUGCCACCCUCCUCCUGAUCGCGUCCCUCCUCGUGGCAGUCGCCCUGUCCGGGGCUGACGCAGGGCUCACCGCCGUGCGCCACAACGAGGCAGCGGCCCUCCGUGGGGCCAAGGCCAACGCGAGGCUCACCGGGCGCAUCACAAGGUUCACCGUGCGCCGCGACGCACAAGGAGGUGACGUGUUGGUGGCGAAGGCUGCGCCGGUGCCGGAGCUGACAUGCACCAAUGUGCACGGAGUGCAGGCGGGCGAGACGUGCUUUUCCGUGGGGCAGGGCGCGGGGCUGACCCAAGAGCAGUUCCUCGGCUUCAACCCCAACAUCAACUGCGAGAAGAUAUUUGUCGGCCAGUGGGUCUGCCUUCAAGCCACAUCCGCUUAA